This is a messenger RNA of Anolis sagrei ordinatus, 1395 nucleotides long. The record is from RefSeq and is a predicted model, not a curated record. NCBI's taxonomy places the organism in Eukaryota, Metazoa, Chordata, Lepidosauria, Squamata, Anolidae.
GACAGCGUGAACGCUCCCAGGCAGAAGAACAUGACCUCUACGCCGCGGGACAAGGGCUACCCUCUUGGUCCACUCAAUCGCAGCAACCAUGGCUACUUCCACCCCGGCAUGAUGAACUACAGGAAUGGGUCGGUGAAUGGCUACGGACAGUGGGAUCCCAGCCACGAAGACCAAUACGCAAACACCGGCGGGUUUGGAUACCAACAGGGGCCCCAUAGCCAAUUUGGCGACAAUCCCAAUUUCCAACAGAACGGCAACUAUGAUAAUGAAUUCAUACCGGAUUGGUCCGGUCAUCAAGACCACCCAAAUUGGAGGAGUUGUGGCGACGACUCUGGUUUCGGCCCCAACGGCAGCUACGGCCAUGAGUUUUUCGAAGAGCAUCCAUGCCAACAGGGUCCCCAACACCAUCCUAAUUGGCUGGAUUCUGGCAAUGGCUCUGGUUUUGGACACAAUGACAGCUAUGGUCAUGGGUUUGUCGAAGAUCGAUUUUAUCAGCAGAAUCCUCAACAUCAUCCCAAUUGGGUCUGUGAUGGUUUCAACCACAAUGGCAGCUGUGGUCAUAGGUUCACGGAAGAGCAGUUUUAUGAUCCACAACCUCGUCGCAGUUGGCCCAAUCUUGGCAAUGACUCCGGCUUCUCACUCAACGGCAGCUCCGGUUAUGGAUUCACGAGACAGCAUCCGUGUCUCCCUUUGCAACACCCUGGCCAACUCGGACCCAGCAAUGACCCUAGCUUCCAGGAGGAUAUUAGCUUCCACGAAGGGAACGUAGUGGUUUAUGACUCUAACUGCUUGCCACACCCCAUACCUCCGCCCCAACCAGAGAAUGACAUCCCGCCAAAUAGGUGGUACCCCGACGACUAUGGAGACCGACAGACAGCACCACCCAACAUGGCAGAAAUGCAUCAAAACGGCUUCCUCUUUCCUCCUCCUCCUCCUCCUGGACCCAUUGAUGGACGUUUGGUGCAGGCACCCUUUCAGUCGCCGUACGGAUCUCCUCGGGGAGCCCGGGGCGGGUGUCGGAACAGGUUCAUUGUCAAUUGCCAACAGUCCCAGAAGAACGUCCACAACAAGAAGCACCGGAAUGGCUCCAGAAAGGCCCGGGGAUCAAGAAAAACUCCUUAUAAACCUCCCUACUCCUUGUAGCCAUAUGCCGGCGGGCAUAAAGGACCUUCAACACGAAACUUGACCUGCAGCUGGAAUUGCAGGACGUGCCUUUGGGUUUGGGUUUGGACCUCAAUUCUUUGGGGGUCCGUUUGUACCCAGUUUUAGGAACAAGUGAAGGGAGACGAUGGGCAACGAGACCCAUUUGGUCUCUUACAAAACUCCUUUUUAAAAAAUAAUAUUUGGAGCAAAAAUGCCUCCAAUAAUCCCAAACAUUAGGAGAAUGCUCCAAAA